Molecule: messenger RNA, 786 nt
Organism: Medicago truncatula (barrel medic)
Lineage: Eukaryota; Viridiplantae; Streptophyta; Magnoliopsida; Fabales; Fabaceae
Product: protein NYNRIN-like
Exons: 2
Coding region: 1-786 (261 amino acids)
Biological process (GO): DNA integration
Molecular function (GO): nucleic acid binding
Source: RefSeq, a predicted model, not a curated record
AUGUUGAAAGAUUGCAUAGAAUUUUCCAAAGGUUGCCAAGGGUGCCAAAAACAUGGUGGGAUUCAACGUGUGCCAGCAAGUGAGUUACAUUCGAUAGUCAAACCUUGGCCAUUCAGAGGUUGGGCUUUAGAUGUAAUUGGGGAAAUUAAACCUAAAUCAUCGAAAGGCCAUAAAUACAUCUUGGUGGGAAUAGACUAUUUCACCAAAUGGAUAGAGGCGAUCCCUUUAAAAGAGGUUACUCAAGAGGACGUUAUUAAUUUCAUUCAGAAUUACAUCAUUUAUAGAUUUGGCAUUCCAGAAACUAUCACUACGGACCAAGGAUCUGUGUUUACUGGUCGAAAAAUGGUCGAGGCAGCAAAUAAGAACAUCAUUUUCAUUAUUAAAUGGAAAACUGAAAGAAAACGUAAGAAUUGGCACGAAGUUCUUGGCGAAGCUUUAUGGGCAUGUCGAAUGUCUCCUAAAGAAUCGACAAACACUACACCAUUUAGAUUAGCAUUUGGUCAUGAUGUUGUAUUACCAGUCGAAAUCUUACUUCAGUCAACCAGAAUCCAAAGACAAUUCGAAAUUCCAACAAAUCACUAUUGGAAUAUGAUUUUAGAUGAGUUGGUUGAUCUAGAUGAAGAAAGGUUAAUGACAUUAGAAGUCCUCACAAAACAGAAAGAAAGGGUGACGAAGGCUUAUAACAAAAAAAGUGAAAUCAAAGUUAUUCGCUCAAGGGAACUUGGUGUGGAAAGUUAUUUUGCCAAUGGACAAGAAGAAUCGAGUCUUGGGAAAAUGGUCUCCUAG